UCUCGGCACGUAUCACAGAGGAGUCGGAACCAGCAGAGGGCGUGUGGGGGAGAGGAAACGAGGCAGCACCGGAUAAAACCCGGCUACAAACCCGGAGAGAGGAAUAAACACAGGCAGAGAGUCGAGUGAUCACCGUGUGUCAUCCAGGAAGACUGCACCGUGUCAGGGAUGGCGUUGUGUUGGUUAAUACUGAGUUUACUUCUCCAAAGUCUUCAUGCUCACAAUGAAUUCUUCACAUCUAUCGGUCAGAUGACAGACCUGCUGUUCACAGAGAAGGACUUGGUGACCUCGCUGAAAGAUUACAUCAGAGCCGAGGAGAAUAAACUGAAGCAGGUUAAACAAUGGGCUGAGAAGCUGGACUCUCUGACAAUAACAGCGAUGGAGGACCCUGAGCGCUUCGUAGGCCACCCGGUCAACGCCUUCAAGCUGAUGAAGAGACUGAACACGGAGUGGGCUGAUGUGGAGAGCCUCGUGCUCAGUAACACCGCGGACGGGUUUAUCUCUAAUCUGACAGUACAGAGGCAGUACUUCCCUGAUGAUGAGGAUCAGAAAGGAGCAGCGAAAGCUUUACUCCGACUGCAGGACACAUACCAGCUCUCAGCCAACACCAUCUCCGUUGGAGAUCUGCCUGGUGUGGUCUAUAAGAGCCAUAUGACGGUGGAGGACUGUUUCGAGCUGGGGAAGGUGGCCUACUCGGAGGUGGAUUACUACCACACCGAGCUGUGGAUGACUCAGGCUCUCAAACAACUGGAUGAUGGAGAGGACUCGCCGGUGGACAAAGUGACCGUCCUGGACUACCUCAGCUAUGCCAUUUAUCAGCAGGGCGAGUUAGACCGAGCGCUGGAGCUCACCAAGAGGAUGCUCAAACUGGAUCCCACACACCAGCGCGCCAAUGGAAACCUGAAGUAUUUCGAAGUCCAGCUGGAGAAGCAGAGGAAAGCAGAAGAAGCUGCAGACGGUGAAAAGCAACAGAAUAAACAGGUGGAUAAGCGGGACGUGCAGAUGGAGCGCUCCAGAGACCCGCUACCUGAGAGGAAGAGAUACGAGCAGCUGUGCAGAGGAGAGGGCAUGAAAAUGACUUCUCGUAGGCAGAGCCGUCUGUUCUGCCGCUACUAUGACAACAAGCGCAAUCCUCGUCUGGUAUUGGGUCCCGUCAAGCAGGAGGACGAAUGGGACCGCCCCCGCAUCGUCCGCUACCACGACAUCAUCUCCGAGUACGAGAUGGGAAAGGUCAAAGAGCUCGCCAAGCCCAGGCUCCGGAGGGCCACCAUCUCGAACCCCGUCACGGGAGUGCUCGAGACCGCCUCCUACAGGAUCAGCAAGAGUGCCUGGUUAACAGCUUAUGAGCACCCAGUGAUCGCGAGGAUCAACCAGCGAAUCGAGGACAUUACAGGCCUGGACAUGCUCACAGCUGAAGAGCUGCAGGUAGCAAAUUACGGUGUUGGAGGACAGUACGAGCCGCAUUUUGACUUUGGCAGGAAAGAUGAGCCGGAUGCAUUCAAAGAGCUUGGCACAGGGAACCGAAUCGCCACCUGGCUCUUUUAUAUGAGUGACGUGCCAGCAGGGGGCGCUACAGUUUUCCCAGACGUUGGAGCUGCAGUUUGGCCCAAAAAGGGAACAGCAGUAUUCUGGUAUAACCUUUUCCCUAGUGGAGAGGGGGAUUACAGCACAAGACACGCGGCCUGUCCUGUACUGGUGGGCAACAAGUGGGUGUCGAACAAAUGGAUCCAUGAGAGAGGUCAGGAGUUCAGGCGACCCUGCAGCCUCAGCGGACAAGAAUGACGAACAGAAAACAUUUCCUCCUCAUCCUCCUCUUCCUCCACCCUCACACCAUCAUUACAUGGACAAUCUCCCAUUUCAUUUGCUUUUUUGUUUUAGAUUGGCCAUGAGUCUGUUUUCACAUGGAGAAAUGGUCACCAUUUUACACACACACACACACACACGCGCGCGCACACAGAAAUGUCCAGAUAUCCAUUACGGCUUUAAACAGUCUAAACUUUAAACACUGAAACAUCCAAGCACUCCAAACAUGAAAAAUAAAGCAAUAAAACAAAGGCCGUGUUUUAUUUACAAGUUCAACUCUGACCAAAGGAGCCGUUUAAUUUCCAGAAAUAAAUCAGGGUUUGAGCUUUCAACCAGAUGUUCAGACAUUUCUUAACAAACUAAAAUUCCUGGUGUGACCAAAUGGUUUUUUUUUCUGUUCCUGGGUUUCAAUUUUAUUUAUCUGAAGAGGUCAAAACCUUUGUGUGGUUUUUUUUUUGUGUGUC
This is a messenger RNA of Neoarius graeffei (lesser salmon catfish), 2267 nucleotides long. RefSeq names its product prolyl 4-hydroxylase, alpha polypeptide I b (gene p4ha1b). The record is from RefSeq and is a predicted model, not a curated record. Gene Ontology annotation, molecular function: iron ion binding; procollagen-proline 4-dioxygenase activity; protein binding. Gene Ontology annotation, cellular component: endoplasmic reticulum. The transcript has 15 exons. NCBI's taxonomy places the organism in Eukaryota, Metazoa, Chordata, Actinopteri, Siluriformes, Ariidae. Gene Ontology annotation, biological process: peptidyl-proline hydroxylation to 4-hydroxy-L-proline. The coding region runs from base 169 to 1782 and encodes 537 amino acids.